AUGCAACAUCAAAAAUCAAAAACCUCCCGUGAAAGAAAAAGAUCAAGUUUGAUGGCCAUACAAAAACAACAAGAAGAAAAUGUCGCUAUACUUGCAAACACCAAAGGAGAUGGACCGAUAUAUCAGGAAAUCAAUAGUGUCAUGAUCGAAAUAGAAAAGUUCCGUGCCAGGUUGCAUGAACUGAGUAGAGUUCAAGAGCAACAGAGCGAAUCCGACGAGCCAGAAUUUCUUCCCGACUCCGAGAACUACGAAGAGCGACUCGAAAUCAACGAAAAAAUGACGCAAGCCGUGCAGAAUCAACUCGCCGUAGUUCGCCAGCAUAUCUCCAAUAUACUGGAUAAUUAUGAAUCAUUAGACGAAAACCUUCUCCGAGUCAUCAUGACCUAUAAUGAGGAGGUUAACAUCGCGUUACAAGAAGCGCUGCAAGAGGUUCCAAGUCUUUAUCAACAUCAACCCCCCUCACCCUCGUUUCAGUCCGAGGAAACGGAUUUUCAAAAAACCAUCGAGACCCAGGCCAUACAAAUCUACUUCUUGGAGAAAUCAAAUUUCAAUAACAUCUUUCAACUCAUAAACGAUAUCGACCAGUGUCAAGAACUUUUACUUAAUUUUACAAAUUUGAAAGGCAUGGAUGAAAAUGACUUGAUCAUAAACCUGGAUGAGAUUCAGGAACUAUUAUGUCAGUAUGAAUGCAAAACACAAAUUGACGAGGAACAUCAACACCACGAGUGGGCUAACCAAUUUAUUAGCGGAUUGUUGCAACGUCGCGUACUUGAAACAAUAUUGGAACAUUCGGAUAUUUAUUUUAAUGGAUCUUUCCACGAUUCAAACAUACAGACAAAACGGGAAAGUUUUCUCGGGCGAACAAAAUUCACCGACUUCGCGAAUCCCUUGUUAAAUAUGAAUCCCGAAGUUUACACGGUGCUCGGGUCAAAGGGUUACGACGGGUUCGAUCAUCCUUUCAUUGAAUUCGUGGCCGGAAAGAUUGCGGCGAUCAUGAAUCAGUAUUGUAAUAUCAAAUCUCCCAAAAGGGCACUACAGAUCGAGGAGAUGUCAUCAGAUGUGGUCUACAGUGUUAUAAAUAUUUUUUAUUUUAGAAUGCAAGCUCAAGAUCCCCCCUCUCAAUUUCGAUGGGUGGAAAAUGGGGAAAAGAUCGAUUUGGAGAUGAUGAGAGGUGAUUGGGAUUCAAAAUUUGAUGAUUUGAUAGUUGAUCUCAAUUAUUUCCCGAUUGUUGGUAGGAAGUUGUUGAACCAAGAUAAGUUGAAGGUAUACUCUAAAGCGAAAGUAUGCCCAUAUCGUCGUCCAAAAUCCUUGACCGAUGGUUUACCAGGAGCAUGGUCAAUUUAA
Acaulospora colombiana is the source of this 1344-nucleotide messenger RNA. NCBI's taxonomy places the organism in Eukaryota, Fungi, Glomeromycota, Glomeromycetes, Diversisporales, Acaulosporaceae. The record is from the annotation of a GenBank genome assembly.